GGGACCGGACAAAGGGAGCGGAGGAGAAGUUAGAGAAGAGAGAAGAAGUUUGCAGGGAGCGAGGCAGACCUGGGGGGCGGGAUCCCGGGGACAGGCCGGUGGGGGGGGGUGUCUCGGGGCUCAGGGACAGGCGGGGGGGAUCUCGGAGAUAGUUCCCCCCCCAGGAAUGCGGGGUCCCGGCUGCUGGGAGCGAGACUGAAGAAAACUCCGCCGGUUCCCCCCCCAAGCAGGGAGGAUGAAGCCGCUCCCCCGGUGCUGCCGGCUCCAGGUCCUCGGGGCCGCCCUGGCUGUGUGCAUGACCAUUGGCUUCACCCUCCAGCUGCUGGGGGCCCCUUUCCAAUGGAGGGGCUCCCCAGACUGGCUGCCCCUCCUGCGGUCACUCCCCGGGGGGGCUGAGGAGGGGGCCCCCUCCAGCCCUUUGUCCCCCCGGCCCUGCCAGCCCCGGCGCCACAUCGUCUUCCUGAAGACACACAAGACGGGCAGCAGCACCAUCGUGAACCUGCUGCACCGGUUCGGGGAGACACGGGGCCUGCGCUUCGCCCUGCCCCCCCGCUACCAGUUUGGGUACCCCUACCCCUUCCAGGCCCGGCGGGUGAAGGGCUACAGGCCGGGGGGGCCCAGCUUCGAUAUCCUCUGCCACCACAUGCGCUUCGACCUGCCCGAGGUGCAGAAAGUGAUGCCCCCCGACAGCUUCUACUUCUCCAUUGUGCGGGACCCGGGGUCGCUGGCCGAAUCCGCCUUCUCCUACUACCGGGGGGUGGCGCCGGCUUUCCGCCGGGUGGGCUCGCUGGCCCAGUUUCUGGCGGCGCCCGAGCGGUUCUACGACCCGGCCGAGCGGGGCAACCACUACGCCCGCAACCUGCUGUGGUUCGACUUCGGGCUGGCGCCGCCGGCCACGCCGGGCCCCGAGGCUAUGCGGGCGGUACUGGCCUGGCUGGACCGGACCUUCCCGCUGGUGCUGCUGAUGGAGCACUUUGACGAGUCGCUGGUGCUGCUGCGGGAGGCGCUGUGCUGGGCGGAGGAGGACGUGGACGCCUUCCGGCACAACGGGCGCAACCCCCGGGCCGUGCGGCCGCUGGACCCCGCCCAGGCCGCCCGGCUGCGGGCCUGGAACGCCCUGGACUGGCAGCUCUACACCCACUUCAACCGCAGCUUCUGGCGCCGUGUGGAGGCCUUCGGGCCGGCCCGGCUGCGGGCCGAGGUGUCCCGGCUGCGGGAGCGGCGCCGGGCGCUGGCCGAGCACUGCCUGCAGGGCGGGGGCCCCAUGGAGGCGGCCGGCAUCCCAGACAAGCAGAUCCGCCCCUUCCAGUUCGGCCAGGCGCAGAUCCUGGGCUACGCGCUGCGGCCGGGGCUGGGGCCCGCCGACCAGGAGCUCUGCACCCGCAUGGUCACCCCCGAGCUGCAGUACAAGGACAGGCUGGACGCCCGACAGUUUGGGGCCAACGACUCGGAGGGCGCGGCCGGGAGGGGGGGCAGGUAGCCGGGGGCCGCCUCUCCCCACCCCCCGCCCACGGUACAGACCCCCUGGACCAGAGAGAUGGGGGGUGGGGGGAUGUGGUACAUAUCCUCAUGGGGACCCCACAGAUCUGACCCCCCGGCACAGACACGGGUAGAUAGGGGGCACAGCCCCCCGGCACAGACAUGGGGAGCAAUGGGGCACAAAACUGUUGUAUACACUAGGCCCGGUACUAACAAACUUCAACAGGACUUUAUUUUUAUGGUGGAAACCUCUUUACCAAGCUGCUGCUGCUGCACCCUCUGUAACUCUCCCAGCCUCCUCAACUCCUCCCCGCUCCUUCCUGUUUCCUGUCC
Molecule: messenger RNA, 1812 nt
Organism: Chrysemys picta bellii (western painted turtle)
Lineage: Eukaryota; Metazoa; Chordata; Testudines; Emydidae
Gene: GAL3ST4
Product: galactose-3-O-sulfotransferase 4
Biological process (GO): glycolipid biosynthetic process
Cellular component (GO): membrane
Molecular function (GO): galactosylceramide sulfotransferase activity
Source: RefSeq, a predicted model, not a curated record